This is a messenger RNA of Opisthorchis viverrini, 4041 nucleotides long. RefSeq lists its product as hypothetical. The coding region runs from base 22 to 4041 and encodes 1339 amino acids. The transcript has 16 exons. Gene Ontology annotation, biological process: regulation of transcription by RNA polymerase II. Lineage: Eukaryota; Metazoa; Platyhelminthes; Trematoda; Opisthorchiida; Opisthorchiidae. Gene Ontology annotation, molecular function: nucleosome binding; histone binding. The record is from RefSeq and is a predicted model, not a curated record. Gene Ontology annotation, cellular component: nucleus.
CUGAGUUGGGUCCAUAAAACUAUGUCGGGCAACAGCUGUUCGGUCUGUGACAAAACCUUCCAGAAUGUUAACAAUCGCCUCCUGACCUGUGGUAAUUGCGCCCUAUUCGUCCACCAGGGAUGCUAUGGGGUGCAGAAGGUUGAUGGAGUCGUCAAUUGGUUUUGUCGAAAGUGCGAAUCCCAGGUUAGACAGAGCAAAAUAAGGUGCGAGCUGUGCCCAAUCAAAGAGGGUGCUUUCAAACGGAGUAGCGGUGCAAGAUGUGGAUGGGCACAUAUGUUAUGCGCCUUCUUCAUCCCCGAAGUAUAUUUCAAAGAUCCCGACACGAUGGAUUUGAUAAUGUUGGAGAACGUUCCAGCUGAUCGGUUUGGCCGGUCCUGUAUAUUCUGUGAACGGAAUCAGAGAAGUUCGCAAGCCAACCACGGCGUGUGUAUCCAGUGCGCUUGGAAAACCUGCCGAACCUACUUCCACGUUACCUGCGCCCACGCAGCAGGUCUCCUGUCUGAUCUGCCUUCGGCUGAUGCAAAUGCCAACCGUUCGUUGGCUAACGUACUCAUCAGUCAGCCCCAGGGUCUCUCCGCAGACGGCACACAUAAUCAGAACACCCCUUCUUCACGGAAUAAUUUCGGAAGUGUAGUCACAUACGAUGCACUUUUUCUUCUACAUGGAUUCUGUUCUACUCGGCAUAAAGAGAAGUUCUCUUCGGUCGCGCCUAUUCCUGAAUCAUCCGCAUCCCAAGCAGACAAAGCAGCCCAAAGCACGGAACCAACACGAAAUCCAGCAUUCACUCCUUCAUCUACUCCUCAGGAUUCAAAACGUACUAGUUCGUUUUCCAAACAUUCUGUUAGACAUUCCACCCCUACGGCUGUGAGUAGUCCUGAGAGUAGUUCGGAAACAAGCAACACGGCUUUUUGUACACUCUCCGCAAACGCGACCUCUGUGGAGGCAGAAGUUCAGGGUGGUUCGUCGAUCCCCACAAAGAAUGGGACGAAUUCAUCAGAGCCUCCGUUGACUGGAGCGAUUCUCCCGGAACAAGACAGCGAUGAGACCUCUGCCCCUAAGAGAUUGUGCUUACGGAGGCAUAAGCCAGCUUUGUCUCACCCAACGAGCGAUUCAACUGAUCAGUCCAGUACGGUACUAGGCUCAUCCGUAUUGGACUUACUUGAAACCGGUCCACAAGACAACGUAAUAAGUGAAACCCAAGAUGCGGGAAAGCAGACAGUUGGUUCACCCGGAUCGCUUCCCAAACCGGACUACGAGUCUGUCAGUUCUCCGGUCAUUUCUUGCGCUUCUGUUGUCAGUUCUUCCGUGUCCGGCUGCCUUCGCACCAAAAUCCGGUGUACCUCGACUCCAACCUCAAUGAAAGGUGAUACUCCAUACUCGCCCAUUUCAACUCAAGACGAAGGUAUCCCACCUAGCACUACAGCGUUGGAAGUAGUCGACACUCCAAACGCAGCGAACAAUGUGAUAGCCACAGAACCAGAAACGUGCGUGAAAUGUGACGGAUUUUCAUCAGAUACUUCUGCCCAACCACCCUCUAAAGAAGUCAUCAAAACUCCGCAAGAACCAAAGAAACCAUGCGAUGGGGCUCAAAAACGAAGACAUAGUGGUACGAGCAAAGCAAACAGAAAACCGAAUACAGCGCCCUCUGCAAGUUCUCAUACAACUCCACCUCCAUGCUCUGGAGUUGAACAGCUCAACCAGCUACCAUUUAUCUGGCCACAAAGGCCGCUACCAUUGCGUGGAAUCCGUUUGCCCUACAACGACUCGCAUCCUUCCGAUCAUCCCUCCGGUGAGCAGGCGUCGGAUGCGGUAAAGUCUUUCACUCAAUCACCCCUCACAACAAUGCAGGAUCUACUCGAGUGGCAAUGGGAUCAGGCUGGGGCGUUGCUCAUGCAACAGGCUUCUGGGACUGACGUUGUAUCCCUCUUGGACUGUUUGCAUCAACUGAAAGUGGAAAACGAUUUGUUGGAAGCAAAGUUGGUACGACUACAAACGAGACAGGAGCAUUUGCGCUCAGUCAACGCUCGGCUGUCAGCCUCACUGGCCACAAUGGAAGCCACAAUGACGACGAGUACUAGCACAGCGUCGCCAACGGGGGAAAAAGCUGCCACUUUACAACAACCGACUCGAUCUCCAUCCACUGCCUGCACCGGUGCGUCGGAUUGCACAGUCAUACCAACUUCGGUGCAAUCAGGGCAACCUUUUGUCAAUCCUCCCGUUGUUCCUAAGGCCUGUCCAAAACACCCUCACAUUCCCUCUAGCCAGACGUCGUUGGAAUCAGCUGGGUCUGUCACAUUUGUCUCACGUCCUUCCAGUUCCCAACCAACACCGCUGAUAGUCACUGGACAACCACCAGUCAGACCAGCGUUUAUUAUCACCAAUCACUCGCACAACAACGCAACUGAACAGGUGUUGUCUCCACAUCCUCUCCGUCCACAAGCUGGUUUCUUUCCUGACUCACCUGUACUCAUUGCCUAUCCGGCCGAUAAGUUGAGCCAUGGAACUCCAGCUGCCCCCAACGGUCAACUUGACUAUCAGUCUAAACCAAUGCUUGACAAACCAAUGCCUUCCUACACGUCUCAACCGCUACCACCAUCCCGCAUUCCUCCGGAGCAUCCUUAUCCGAGUCACACCAAACAUGUUAAGAAAUCCCAUAGCUCUUCGUCUCAAAGUCGGCACCACCAGAAGGCAUGUUUCCAACGUCGUUGGCCCUUGGUCCAACCUCGUUCGACAGAUGCGAAUUCACAGCCAGGCUUGGUCGCCCCGGUUAUUUCGAAUUCACUUCAAGCAAAGGUUGAUCCCAACGAUUUGCAAGAAUUAAGUGCCCGGUUAUCCUCCGCCAUAGCUGCACGCCGACCAUUGAUGUCUACAACCCGCGCGUCGCAAUUCGAUGUUUCCAGCAAUCCGUUCACAACCCGCCAAGAGGUGUCCGGUAGGAGAUUCUCAUUCAGUGGUAGUACAGCUACUUCCGAUCAUCCACCACCAUUCAACCGCAGGUUCACUGUUCCAACCAGGUCUUCAGAACUCUCGGUGUCGGGGCCUUUUCCGAAAUUGCCAGAUUCUUCGACUUCUGCGACCCCCUUAACGGUCGCACCCUUGAUUGUUACAUCCGCCAGUGGGAUGUACCACGAGUCACCGCUACAUUGUCAGUCGAAUCCAACCAUUCCAUCGCCGCAUUACUUGCAACCAGUGACCAGACCUGUGGCUCCGGCUUAUCCGGUAGACCUAGUCUACCCAGUGAGUUUGAUUAGACGUCAACUAAGAAAGAUAUUGGCUCCAGUAUCUAGACCCAGUAAAGAAUGGAUUGGCACAGCAAUCAUUCCAUAUAAAGCAGGAACAUCGGAGGUUAUUCGAAGAUUGUUGAACUUAGUCAACAUUCGAGUAGCAUUUCAGAAGGGAAAAACGCUACGCUUAGUGUUGGUGCAAUUGAAAGAUCCCCUGCCGGUUGAAAGGACUAGGAAAUGUGUGUAUAAAAUUAAAUGCAACGAUUGCGAUAAGGUUUAUAUAGGACAAACUGCCAGGGGAUUGCACACCAGAAUUAGUGAGCAUAAAAGAAGGAUUAACAAACCACCAAGGAAUGCAGAAGAAUACCAAACGCUGGUCAAAGACUCAGCAAUGGCGGUAUAUGCUCUAGACACGGGACAUAGAAUAGAUCUGGAGAAUGUGGAAGCCUUAAGACGGGGACUGCGAUUCACACCACAACGGCUGAUAGCCGAGGCGGUGGAAAUCACUAAGCAUCACGGCCUGAACAGAAUCGAGGGUGUGGAGCUAGCGAGCUACGGUUUGAUAAAACAUUUCACAGCACGAUCAAUAUACACAUUACAGCACAACUAUCCAAAGAAUGGGAUGUUCAUUGCAUUCAUUAUCAAGCGAGUGUUACUCGACCUAUUUCAUUUGAACAGUCAUCCUGCCCUCCGCAGUGAUUCAGAUGAGUCACACCAAACGGCGGAACCGCUGGACACGAGAUUCACUCCAAUUAGGGCUAAACAACAGUGCUGCAGCUCCCACAACCACCUACAAUUAUUUGCAAACAGGAUUUAA